GUAAACAUUACCUAAUCUGCUUUUCUUUUUAUGAAUCAAAAAUACAUUUUUAUUCAUUUCUGUUCAAAGUUUAUUACCUGUAAGACAAUUUAAAGAUGUUUAGGAUAAUACAAAAUGUUGGCCAGUCCAGUAGAAAGACGUUACUUAAUUUGGAUCGAUCAAGGGAAUUGUACAGAUGUUUUUCACAGUCAAUAAUCGAUGAACAAUUUCAAAAGAACAUUAAUAAUGAUGAAAACACAACUUUUCAAGCUUUUACUGAUCAAAGUGUAAUUCCAUUCGGAGAUCCUAAGCAAAACCUUUUAAAGAAUUCAACUCAACGAUAUGUUGCUGAAAAAGAAUCAAUUGGACUUAAUUCAAAGACUUUUUCAGAUCCAAAUAAACUGUCAGAUGAUUCACGCGAUCCUCCAGAACAAGAUUGUAUCCCUGAGCCGAAGAAUCUCGAAGACGAAACCAAAACAACUCCUUUGGACAAGUAUGAUAUCAUCUUGAGGCCUCCGCCUUUAGUUGGAAAGAUCCAUGCUAUUAUAGGACCAGUAGUCGAUGUGUACUUUCCAGAUAAAAUUCCAAAUCUUUUUAAUGCCAUCGAGAUAAAGUGGGAUUGCUCACAAAAGCUUGUUUUGGAGGUUUUUCAUCAUAUUGGCAACAAUAUUGUCCGUACUGUUGCAAUGGACAGCACAGAGGGCUUAGUGAGAGGCAUGGAAGUUGUCGAUACUGGUUAUCCCAUUAGAGUACCCGUGGGUAAGGCUGCACUUGGACGCAUAAUUAAUGUUAUCGGCGAACCUAUUGACGAACGUGGUCCCAUUGAAACACAACAAUAUUCCUUUAUUCAUGGUGAACCUCCAGUAUUGACAUCUCUUAAUGUGGAGCCAAUGCUUUUUGAAACUGGAAUCAAGAUUAUAGACCUUUUGGCACCUUAUGUGAAGGGUGGAAAAGUUGGUCUUUUUGGAGGGGCUGGAGUGGGUAAGACUGUUCUGAUCAUGGAACUUAUAAAUAACAUUGCCAAAAAGCACGGAGGGUACUCGGUGUUUGUGGGUGUUGGUGAGAGAACUCGGGAAGGAAAUGAUCUUUAUACGGAGAUGAUAGAAUCAAAUGUGAUCUCUCUGGAUGAUGAUAGUUCCAAAGUUGCCUUGGUCUAUGGACAGAUGAAUGAGCCACCAGGAGCCAGACUCAGAGUUGCUUUGACAGGUCUUUCAAUAGCAGAGUAUUUUAGAGACGUUGAAGGUCAAGAUGUUUUGUUAUUUAUUGACAACAUAUAUCGGUUCACUCAAGCUGGAGCUGAAAUUUCAGCACUCUUGGGAAGAAUACCAUCGGCAGUUGGCUAUCAGCCCACAUUGGGAACAGACAUGGGAACAAUGCAAGAGCGAAUAACAAGCACAACAAACGGAUCUAUAACCUCAGUGCAGGCCGUUUAUGUUCCAGCUGAUGAUCUUAGUGAUCCAUCUCCAGCUGCAACUUUCUCUCAUUUAGAUGCAACAACAGUUCUGUCAAGACAAAUAGCUGAAUUGGGCAUAUUUCCGGCAGUUGAUCCCCUCGACUCAACAUCAAGGAUUAUGGAUCCCAAAAUUGUGGGAUUCAGGCAUUAUAAUGUUGCCCGAGGUGUACAACAAUUAUUGCAAAGUUAUAAAUCACUCCAGGACAUCAUAGCUAUUCUUGGCAUAGACGAAUUGUCAGAAGCAGAUAAGUUGAUUGUAGCAAGAGCUAGAAAAAUUCAGCGAUUCCUUGCACAACCGUUUCAAGUAGCUGAAGUCUUUACCGGGCAGCCUGGUAUUCUUGUCCCACUUGAGAAAACAAUCGAUGGUUUUGAAAAGAUACUCAAUGGUGAAAUGGAUGAUUAUCCAGAGAUUGCUUUCUAUAUGGUAGGAAGUAUUGAUGAUGUCCAUGAGAAAGCUAGAAAGUUAACUGCUGAACUAGAAAAUAUGUAGAUUUUAUUUGCGCCGUUAUUUUUCAAAACAAAACAAAUGUUGAAACUUGUUAUUAUUUAUAAUUUUAAUUUUAUACUUAAUAAAUUUCAGCAAAUGAGUUUUCAA
This is a messenger RNA of Eupeodes corollae, 2027 nucleotides long. RefSeq names its product ATP synthase subunit beta, mitochondrial-like. The transcript has 6 exons. Gene Ontology annotation, biological process: proton motive force-driven mitochondrial ATP synthesis; proton transmembrane transport. The record is from RefSeq and is a predicted model, not a curated record. The coding region runs from base 96 to 1922 and encodes 608 amino acids. Lineage: Eukaryota; Metazoa; Arthropoda; Insecta; Diptera; Syrphidae. Gene Ontology annotation, molecular function: proton-transporting ATP synthase activity, rotational mechanism; ATP hydrolysis activity; ATP binding.